AUGCGAUGAAGUUGGAGAUCUGGCCGCUGGCCCCGGUGCAGACCAAGUCGGUAGGUUCGAAAGUGCUCCUGACGUGCCGGAUCGCGGCCGGCGGCUCCAUCCAGGAGGUGCGCGACCUCCACUGGCUGGACCCGCAGAACCGGACGAUCGACAACAACAACCCCCUGCUCAAGGACCGAAUAACCACCAUGCACAUGCCCAACGAUAAGUCGCUCCUCCUCAUCUUCCAGGACCUCCGCGCGGACGAUGGAGGGCAGUACACCUGCGUCGGCUCCUACUCCAACGCCGAGCAGCUCGCCGCCUCCGUCCUCAUCGAGACCAUCCAACCGAUCAUGUGGGUGGACGCGCCGACCGUGCAGAACCCGAUCAAAGGGAAGGAAGGGAAGAUCAAAUGUCGAGUGAACGCCAACCCCUCGCCGAACGUGGACUUGCUGCGGAACGGCGUGGCCAUCCAGUCGGGCGACCGCUACGUCAUCGAGACGGACGGCCUCACCAUUAAGAACGUCCAGGAAUCCGACGACGGGUCCUACAUCUGCCGCGCCGUCGUCAUCCAGACCGGAGAGUUCGCCGAAAGAGUCAUCAAAGUCGAGGUUCAAUCUCCCCCAGUCAUUGACGAUUCAAUGAUUUCGGAAAUCAAAGUCACAGAAGGCGAGUCAGCCAGCAUCGCCUGCAAAGCAUACGCUAAGCCGCCCCCGUCCUAUUCAUGGAUUAAGGAAUCGACGAAACAGAAUUUGGGAGUUGGCAGCGAACGAUUCAUGGUUAACGAGCACACCGGUAUCUUGACAAUCAACCAUGCCCUGAAAGAUGAUGAUGGCGAGUUUCGUUGUGUAGCUAACAAUCCCGCUGGCAGUGUCGAGAAAGCAGUGAAAGUGACAGUGAUUGUCAAGCCGAAAAUUUUCAAUCUAAGAAACAUUUCUGCGGCCGUCAACCAUGAGGCCAAACUCGAAUGUCAAGCUACUGGCAACCCGCUUCCUAAUAUCUCUUUCAGGAAAUUAAGCUCUGAAACUUCGUUCGUUUUGGGAGUGCAGUCUACAGAUUCCAGAAUCAGUGUUGAAAUAGCGAAAAACCAAGUGAAAGGAGAAGUGACUGCAACCUUGAUUAUUUCACAGCUUAGAAGGGAAGACGAUGGAUUAUACGCUUGUACUGCUGAGAACAAGGGAGGGAAAGAAAUAAAGAAUGGCCAUCUAACAGUGGAAUUUCCACCAUCGUUCAAGAAUUCGCCUAUCAAAGAAGCCUGGUCUUGGAACAGGAUGCCUGUGAACCUAACGUGCCUUGCUGAAAGUAUACCAAACGCUACUAUUACAUGGGAAUUGAAUAAUCGUCUAAUUGAAGGCGAAUAUACCUUCAGAAAGUACGGAAAUGGACCUGAAAGCACUUUGACUGUGACCCCAUCUGACGCUAGAUUUUAUGGACAUUACAAAUGUGUUGCAAGAAAUAAUCAUGGUGAAGCAAAGCAUAUCAUUGAACUGAAAGAGGCUCGUGCACCUUCAGCUGUCCAACAAGCAAGACCCACAAUAGUCACUGCCAAUACAAUCAAUUUUGACAUCGUUGGUCCUAAUGACCAUGGUGGACAGAAAAUCAAAGCUUACGUCGUACAGUACAAAACCGACCGAGACCGUGACUGGCAUAUGGCUAGAAAUCACACCUGGACCGUUGAUGCUGCCCACAUUCUUGAAAACUUGAGGCCGAACACCAAGUAUAUAUUCAGGUUCGCUGCAGUGAAUGAUGUAGGUGAGGGUCCAUACAGCGCCCUUGUUGAGCAGUUUAUGCCUGCAACUUCUGCCCCGCAAGUGCCAGCCAUCGUAACACAGCCCGGUCCCGAUGGCUACAUUUAUUCCAAUUACUCAAGUCUUGCACAGAUCAGGUGGAGGAUCCCUCACAACAAUGGUGCACCUAUUAUCAAGUACACACUCACUUACUGUGUGGUUGAAGACACAGGUCUUGAAAGGCGAGUAGUCAGAUCAACUUGUAGACAGUCUGAAGUUAAUUCAGAACGAACAACAGUUUAUGACUUCAGAGAUCUCAGGCCCGAUACGACGUACAAAUUUGAAGUACGGGCACAAAACCAGAUUGGUUUCAGCCAGCCUGCAGAAGCAUACGUGCGGACAGCCAAAGGCUCAAUAGACAGUCAGAUGCAUACAGUACCAAGUGACCGACUGAGCAGUGCUGUUCUUGUAUUAGUUGUAGUUGCUGCCUUAUUUGGGAUUCUCGUCAUAGUUGAUGUAUCUUGUUUCUUCUUCAAUGAGACAGGUUUACUUUCACUUGCAUGCAGCUCACUGUGUGGGAAGAAAAAGAAACAUGCAAAAGAUGAUGAUCCCAAACUGGGCAGUGAGGCCAAAGAACUGUUAAAUGGGCAUCGUGACAGCAAAGUUAGAAUCGAUUCAAAUAUGGAUGACAGUAUGAAGAAGAAUAUGCAAGUCAAUUAUGAUAUGAAGAAAUCAAUUUCCAAAACUAGUUUUGUUGGUAAAGAUUCUGCGGUUUAGUGGCCGUUGUUACUGGAGAAAGGUUACGAACGACCCGAACCUGAACUGAUGACUUUCUGUUGAAUCCAUCAGAAGUCAAGAAUCACCCAUCUUGUGAGCAGCUUGGUUUUUUGUAAUUAUUCGUGUAAUUAAAGUUAGGUGUAAUGUAAUUAAGGUGCUUAAGAGUUUGUAUUGUUUGUUUAAUUUGAUUGUCUUCGUUAUCCGAUAAUUGCCAACCGACUUGCGUCCAUGAAAAUUUGAUUUUGCACAGAAUUGAUAUUUGUUAAUAUUUAUGUAAUACCUCCAGUUGUUGCAUUUCUAAUUCAACCAAUCGGUAAUUCAUACUAACGCCUCUGUUUCUUUUUAAAAGUAUGAAUGUUUGAAAGUAUUUGUGAUUCUUUUUUGACAGUAUUCAUUCUCAGUGUAAAUGAUCAAUAUUCUUAGUCCUGUCCAAUCUGUAUCAAUAUUAUUCUUUUCUUUUGAUUCAAAUGGAAUUUUAAUUUAUAAAAAGUAACUUUUUAUAAAGAAAUUCAAACAGGGAUUUUAAAUUUAGCCUUUUUCGUUUCUUUUUUUUUGCGCUGAGACGUGCAGCCAAUGCAACACUGCCGUUUUCCUGUUUUGUUUUUUUUUAAUUUUUUAAAAAGAAAAUAGGUAACCAAUUUUAUUUUUGAGCGCAGGAGUAGGUGAAAUUUCAAAAUAUUGGUUUGCUAUCACUGCAAAAGAGUUCAUGUGAUACUUGCCCACCGUUUAAUGUAUGAAUGUUGGGAGUGAAUGCAAGAAUGUUCAUAGUAAAUGCCUAAGUUUUAUAAAAUGCAAUGUUGAAUGAAACAUGUCUAUCUCAAGCUAUGGGUUCCUUGUCAGUUUCUGAUUGUACCCUUUUGUACCAGCAAACAUGAGAUGAGAGAGUCAGGUUGAACCUCAAAAAGAAGGAGUAUGCAUUUCGGUAGAUUUUAGUAAAGAUCAAGUUAUCAACAAUCUGCAACCACCUUGAAGAAAAAAGGGAGGAAAGAAAUAGAUUCAGAAAAAAAUCAUUGUUGUUCGUAAUAAGAAACUAUGAAAGCCACAUAUAGCUACAUAACUGUAUUUGUAUCAUUGAAUUUUUGUUCUCUAUAUGAAGGAAGAUGGAAAAAGUCUGAUCAGUAAUUUAAGUUUACUGUGCUUUUUGUUACUUUUGAUGCAUUUUUUGAUAAUUCGAGACAGAGAUAAGAAAAAUUGGGUAGGUACAUCAUGAUUUUUAGGCCAAAGGAUAACUGUCUGCCGUAGAUUGUGAACUGUAUUUGGUAGCAGUGAUACAGUUAUUAUCUCUAUUAUUGUGAUAUGUACCGUCGAUUUUAUAACCUUUUUUAAUAGUUUUUAAUAUUCUUCAACAAUUUCAAGGACUAGAUAAUACUGAUGUAAACCCGCUUUGUGGAAUUGCGACUGAAAUUUUGUAUUAUUUUUUCUUUCAAAAGGCGAUGAUUGGUAAAAGUGAUAGUCAGGUCAUGAUUGUAAUUUUUGUACAUAGAUAAACUAUCUGUGUAAUAUUUCUAUCCUUUUGAUUGUUUUUCUUUUCGUUGCAUUUUUUAUCUUCUAUUCUGUUUUAUUUAUAUUUCUCUCGCUGACAAUCUGAAAACAGUAUCUCUUACAAUUAAAGGAAAAGAAAGAUUGUUUCUUCUUUUUUUCCUUUUUCUUUGUAACUACUCAUCAACUUAAGUUAAAAGAGGAAUUUAAACUGUAAUCUUAAUGUUUUAUGUGUAUUUUAAAUUUAAAGCUUUUUAAUUUGAAAGUAAGAAAUCGAGCUGCUUAAAUAAAUGUAAUUAUCAGUGUGAUCAUUUCACAAGGGUUUAAUCCUUGUUUUAAUUUUACUCUUCCACCCUCACUUGUAUCUCAACUAAUCAGAGAUUUUACCAGAUACUGGGAUAUUUUCACCUUUAAUGACGAUUACCGAUUACUUUAUAAUAUGUAUUUACAUCAUAUUUUAUGUAUUUUGUCCCCCCUCCCCCUCGUUUUUCAAGGGCAUUAUCUCCCCUCUAUUUUAUCUUGCCUGAUCAUAGAUGUUAUGUUAAAAAGAGUUCCAAAACACUUAUGAAUGCUUCAACGAUAAGCAACACAUGAAGUUUCUAAAUAUUCCUUUUCUGUGUGUACAAAAAAAGUAGGUGUGAACUUCUUUUCUGAGUGUCUUGGUCAAAAAAUAUGCUUUGUAAAAUUGCAAUAAAUUGUGCAUUUUGACUAACUUAUUUUUAAAUUUUUAUUUUAUAUUUGUUAUAGGGAAUAAAAGUUUCCUGUAAAAAUUUAAAUGAAUGUAGUAAAAGUACAUAUUACCCCUUUUUUUGUGUUUUAAACCAAUAGCCCUUCAUCAUUUGGUCUAAAGCAUUCCACGAUCACAAAAUUUAACAGAAGUAACAGAUGUCUCUACAACAAAACAUUUUAUCAUCUCAAUUCUAGUCAGUAACUUGAAAUUCACUUACAUUGCACGUGUUAAUGUGUAAGAAAAUAAUGUUUAACAUGCAAGAGAGUUGGCCCCUUUAUCUCUCUAUUUACAAUUAGUGUUUUAGUUACUUAUUUACCCUUUCCACUCUAAAAUAAAAAUUGUACAGUUAAUUUUUUUCUACGCAAAAACAUUACAAUGGUGAUGAUUGAUGCGCCUUUGAAAUUAAAUAAUUUUAAAUUGAAUCUUGACCUCAGUUAAUUUUAAAGUCAAUUUAUAUUCUCUUCAAAAUUAUAAUUCUCAUUUAAUUUAAAGAGUGUCGAUCAUAGUAUCAGGACAAGAUAUCCAGCAUGCAGCAAUAAGUUUCUUUUUUAUAAUGAAUCGUCCUUUGAGAAUAAACGCAGAAGCAAGCAAUUUAUCAUGGAUUUUUAAUGAAAUAUACUAAGGGAUGACUAAAGUGGCAUCCCUUUGAAUAUUUGCAAAUGUUCACACCUCUCAUGCUGUGUUGGAAGUCUAUUCUUAAGAGAAGAUUGUUUACAUCAAGAGAAAACACGUAGCCUUCAUCAUCUUUUGUAGUGUUUUUCAACUGUACAUCUAGUAUUAAGACUCUGCUUUUAGUGUUAAUACCAUAUCCUGUGAGUUUAUUGCAAACACGCAUCAGCAUCAACUUUGUACUUAUUCGAACAACUAACCUGUGAUUUUCCUUUUUUUUAUGGAGUAAUUAAAAGACUUGUAUGUAAUCCUUUUGAUGUAAGUACUGUAGUUUAAUCUCUUUUAAUUUUAUUUUUCUCUGUAUUUAAUUAAUGGAGGAAAAUGAUAAAACCAAUUUAAUCCAAUAAUGCAACAAAAACAGAGAAAAUUUCUAAUAAUUACAUUCUUGCUCUUUCACUUAGAAUGACAAACAUCUGAGAAAACAGUUUUUCCACAUCUUUCAAAAUACUCUAAUUUUUUAAUAGAAAGCAUUCUCUCAUUUCCGCAUCAGAAAAUUAUAAUUUAAUUCUUUCCUUAGAACAUGGAAGUGGAAUGCAGAAUCUUUAGCCCAAAUGCACCAUUCAGCACUGAAUCCAAACUCGUUGUCAAGAAUGAAUCCAGAAUCACAUUGGACAUUUCUUUGAUUCAAUUUUGUAUUAUGAUAUGUUUACAGAGCAUUAUGAAACCCUCUCUCAAGAUCAAUAAAUAAAUCUUAUAAGCACUUAUAUAUGUAUAGAUCUCCUGAGAUUCAUUCCGAGACGGCCUCUUGCAAUGGAGUUGCCCUUAUGAAUCAGCAAGUAGAGUCUUGGAUCAGAACAUCACCUCAGGCAACAGUGCAACUUGUUUAGUACAUAUGAAGUGUUCAAGCCGGAGGAGUUCAAGUGCUAGGAAAAUAUACUUACAUUCUGUGUAUGACUCAUUUCUUAAACCUGCAUUUCGAAGUUUCUUUCACCAUUAUUUGUUGUGUUUGUUCUCUUUCUUAAUUACUUGGAUAUCGUGGUAAAGGAACGUCGAGCUCAAUGCAAUAAAAUUUCAGAAAGCCCUAUAGAGGCAGAGCAUAGCUUUUCUCAGUAGGUAUAUCCCAAAUCAUGAUCUAAAGGAAAAAUUGCAAGUGUAUAAAAAAUAUUUAAUUUGUCCCGAAAGAGGACUAAUAUUAUUUACUUAAAUUAAACUCAGAAAUUUCUUUGAUCAUGAGAAAAUCAAAGGGAGUAUUUGCUAAAAUCCCUGGAAAUCUUUAAUCCAUGUUCUUAGUCAUUUACAUUUUGUCGAAAUCAUGCAGAAAGCCGUAUCUGAGCAAGUAUCAUUCUCUCAAAGAAAGAAAUAAUCCUUUUUAUCAAUGAACAGAGGAUAAGACUUAUGGAAAGACUUCCAAGAAUAAUUGAAGACUUAGAUUAAUUAUCUCUGUGAGAGGUAUGAUUCUUGGUGAGAAGAGGGUGUAUCCCCCUGCGAAUCGUAGAAUUGUUGCUGGGAUCAAAUUUAGAAAAAGACAGAUUUACUUUAUUUUUUCACCGCAAUGUAUCUGAAACUAUAUAUACAUCUAAUUUGUAGUCACUAAGCCCUUGUACUUAUUUUAUACUACGUUUUUACUGUCCCUCUUCUGUACAUAUGCUUUUGAAGUUCUGUAAAACCAUAGUUAUCUUUUUUAUGAUUCUCCUUUAUGAUCAAAUUUUAUAACUGGUCUAUUUGUCACUAUGAUGUCUUUUUAUUUCUAACAGUAUCUCCUCAUGAAGCUAAAUGCGUAUUUUAUUGUUUAAUUUUCUCAAUGAUGGUUCGAGCUUCAUAUUUCAAACAUAGUAUAGUAAGUUACUGUAAGUAACUAGAGUAAGUCACUCACAUGUUCGCUGAAACACAGUUAUCUGACAUUAGUAAUUACACUAAUUAAAGUAAUCAAAUUAAAACCCAGGGUAAUUACAAAAGAAAAAUACUCUCUUACUCUAUUGCCGUCAUAUUCCUCAACUUUUUGAUUUGUUAGCUCCUUUUUGGACUGCUAACAACGAGCAUCUGUUUAUCUAUUUCACAUUCUGUUACCUAGGAUCCUCAAAAAAUUUAAUUUUUACAGAGAAAAUAUCGAUUUCUCUGGAAGUUGUUGGAAAAACAUUAUUAUUAAUCGAGUUUUUCUAUUUAUUCGCUGUGAAUUUUGCAUAAAUUAAGCAGUAUUUGUCUGAGUAAGAAAGUGUGACUAGAACUUCAUAAAAUUUAGGGCAGCCUUGAUCAGUAAUAUAAAACCGUGUUCUGUGUGUACAAAAACUUUUGCCACUUGGUCCCAACUCCACUCACUCAUAAUUUCUGUCAACUCUCAUUAAUUUUGUGCAUGAAACAAAAUAAUGUUAUUUUCAAGCGUAUUGUGUACAAGUACGCUUUUGUUUUUGUGUACAAAAUAGGAAUGUAAGUGUCUUCUUUAUUUUUUUUAAACAUACCCUUAAUAUUUCCUCAAAUAAAUUCAAUACUUUGUA
Bemisia tabaci is the source of this 7793-nucleotide messenger RNA. RefSeq names its product fasciclin-2. Gene Ontology annotation, biological process: cell adhesion. The record is from RefSeq and is a predicted model, not a curated record. Gene Ontology annotation, cellular component: neuron projection; membrane. NCBI's taxonomy places the organism in Eukaryota, Metazoa, Arthropoda, Insecta, Hemiptera, Aleyrodidae. Gene Ontology annotation, molecular function: protein binding.